Molecule: messenger RNA, 871 nt
Organism: Myripristis murdjan (pinecone soldierfish)
Lineage: Eukaryota; Metazoa; Chordata; Actinopteri; Holocentriformes; Holocentridae
Gene: mrpl27
Product: mitochondrial ribosomal protein L27
Exons: 4
Coding region: 1-444 (147 amino acids)
Biological process (GO): translation
Cellular component (GO): ribosome; mitochondrial large ribosomal subunit
Molecular function (GO): structural constituent of ribosome
Source: RefSeq, a predicted model, not a curated record
AUGGCAGCGCUGGCGUCCUUGAUGUUCAAAUCCAGAGCAGGGCUGCUGGUGCCUUGCCAAGCCUCGCUCGUUGAUUCAGUGAGGUUUGCAUCCAAGAAGGCAGGCGGAAGCAGCAAGAACCUGGGGGGCAAGAGUCCUGGUCGCAGAUAUGGCUUCAAGAAGCAGGAUGGAAACUUUGUGCAUGCUGGCAACAUCCUUGCAACACAGAGAAUGAUGAGGUAUCACCCAGGAGCACAUGUGGGGAUGGGAACCAACAAGACGUUGUACGCCUUGGAGGACGGUGUGGUCCGCUUCACCAAGGAGGUCUACAUCCCACCACCACGCAGCAGGGAAGCCACUCAGGUCAUCACCAAGCUGCCCAAAGGAGCCGUACUCUACAAGACAUUCAUCAGCGUUGUGCCCAACAAACAGGAGGGCAUGUUCAAACUGGUGGACAUGGUCUAAGACUGACUGGACUGGAAUAGACUGGGUGCGGUGUUUACCCCCAUUCUUCCCCAUGGACACCUGCAGUUAGGGGGUUAGGGUCUUCGUGUUCAGGGAGCUUUUGGUUUGAUGGACUGACAUUGUGAACACCCUGAAAGACGUUGGUCACUUGUAUCUCUGUCUCUGUUUUGACAUGACUCAGAAUUAGGGUUUGACCAGUACAGUUUCUUUAAGGCUAAAACUGUUUAAUCUUUGACGUGGCAGAAAAAUCCUCUGAAACAGCAUGUAGACCAUUAUGGGACACUAAAAGUCUCCACUGUACUGAUUCAAUGACGAUGAAACUCAAUGAUACAUUAGGCCUUUAAAUGAAGAAUUAAUUUGCAAAAAAAGUAAUUGAAACAUUACAUUAAUAAAUAAAACAUGCAAAGAAAAUAAAAUUUCAUUGCCA